Messenger RNA from Manihot esculenta (cassava), 2722 nucleotides. Its product is annotated as cyclic nucleotide-gated ion channel 17. Gene Ontology annotation, biological process: RNA processing; monoatomic ion transport; transmembrane transport. The record is from RefSeq and is a predicted model, not a curated record. The transcript has 8 exons. NCBI's taxonomy places the organism in Eukaryota, Viridiplantae, Streptophyta, Magnoliopsida, Malpighiales, Euphorbiaceae. Bases 183 to 2360 code for a protein of 725 amino acids. Gene Ontology annotation, molecular function: monoatomic ion channel activity; adenosine deaminase activity; RNA binding. Gene Ontology annotation, cellular component: membrane.
AUCUGACAAAUCCACCUUACCAACAAUGUUUAAUUAAGAGUCUCAUACAGUCUUACUUUGAUUUCAGUUCAUAGGGUCAACAAAAGAAAAAAAAAAGAAAAAGUAGUCCAAUACAGCUUCUUAGGUUCAAGUUGAACACAUCUUUCGAUCAUCACAUUUGUAGCUUCAACCUUCUUCUUGCAAUGGAGUUGAAGAAGGGCAAGCUUGUGAGGUUUUACUCUGAUGGAAAACAAUAUAGAGAAACAUCAUGGGGAAAAAAUGACCUGGUACAUCCAGAGGUGUCUUCUGCUGACAAUGUUCCGUCUUCAUUGCUAAAAGCAGAUAAUGGAAUGGUUGGUGGUAGAAAUAGAUUAACAGAGACUAAUAAAGUUGGGAAGUCUAAGAUUUUUCCAGUGGACCAUCCAUCAUGGCAUCAAAGGAUGCUUGAUCCAGGAAGCGAUAUUGUGCUCCGAUGGAACAGGAUUUUCCUUGUCUCAUGCCUGUUGGCACUUUUUGUUGACCCACUGUAUUUUUACUUGCCUACUGUUGGAGGGGAUAAAGAAUCUUCAUGUGUCAAUAGUGACUCAAACUUGCGAAUAGUUGUUACGUUUUUUCGGACUGUUGCAGAUCUUUUUUAUUUGUUGCACAUGAUAAUAAAGUUCAGGACUGCUUAUGUUGCCCCAAACACUCGUGUGUUUGGGAGGGGUGAACUUGUUAUGGAUCCAAAGAAGAUUGCACGGAGAUAUAUUAGGUCUGACUUCUUCAUUGAUCUCAUUGCUACUCUGCCUCUACCUCAGAUUGUCGUCUGGUUUAUCAUACCAGCAGCAAGAAGUCGUAAAGCUGAUCAUAAGAACAAUGCACUUGCAUUAAUAGUUCUGCUACAAUAUAUUCCCAGAUUAUAUCUGAUAUUUCCUUUGAGUUCUGAAAUCAUUAAAGCUGCUGGAGUAGUUACAAGAACAGCUUGGGCAGGUGCUGCAUAUAAUUUGCUACUGUACAUGUUAGCAAGCCAUGUUUUAGGAGCAGCAUGGUAUUUGCUAUCUGUUGACAGGUAUAAAUCUUGCUGGAAAUCGAAUUGUAAAGAUGAAAAUGACCCUAUCAAAUGUUUCCUCAAUUAUCUUGAUUGUGAUACCUUUAAUCAUGGUGAUCGCAAGACCUGGGCAAAAAGCACAAAUGUCUUCAAGAACUGUGAUCCAAACAAUAAUAUCUCUUUCGAUUAUGGUAUAUUUAAAGAUGCAGUGUCAAAAACAGUUGUCUCCUCUAAGUUCAUUGAAAAGUAUUUCUAUUGCUUGUGGUGGGGCUUACAACAACUAAGUUCAUAUGGGCAGAAUUUGUCAACUAGCACAUAUAUUGGCGAGACGUCAUUUGCCAUACUCAUUUCCAUCUUGGGUCUUGUUCUCUUUGCACACUUGAUUGGCAAUAUGCAGACAUACCUUCAAUCUCUUACCGUGAGACUUGAGGAGUGGAGGCUUAAGCGAAGAGAUACUGAGGAGUGGAUGAGGCAUCGCCAACUCCCAGAAGAUUUGAGAAAACGGGUUCGACGCUUUGUUCAAUAUAAGUGGCUUGCAACUCGAGGAGUAAAUGAAGAAUCUAUCCUGAGUGGUUUGCCUGCUGAUCUUCGGCGUGAUAUCCAGCGCCACUUAUGCUUGGACCUUGUUCUACGUGUCCCUUUCUUCUCACAGAUGGAUGAUCAGUUGCUUGAUGCAAUUUGUGAGCGUCUAGUAUCUUCUCUUAGCACUGCAGACACCUAUAUUGUACGUGAGGGUGAUCCUGUAACUGAAAUGCUAUUUAUUAUCAGGGGCAGACUCGAGAGUUCUACUACCAAUGGAGGGCGCACUGGUUUCUUUAACUCGAUUACUUUGAAACCUGGGGAUUUUUGUGGAGAGGAGCUACUGGCAUGGGCAUUGCAUCCAAAAUCUUCCCUCAACUUGCCUUCCUCAACUAGGACAGUCAAAGCUCUAAAUGAAGUUGAAGCUUUCGCAUUGAGAGCUGAAGAUCUAAAGUUUGUCGCCAACCAGUUCAGACGUCUCCAUAGCAAAAAGCUACAGCAUACAUUCAGGUAUCAUUCCCAUCAUUGGAGGACAUGGGCAGCCUGUUUCAUACAGGCUGCUUGGCUUCGGCACAAGAGAAGGAUGACAGAGAAUAACCUCAUCAUUUCAGAAUCUUUUGCUUUGGAUGGAAAAGUGGCUAAUGAAACAGGGCGAGAGGAAGGUUGCCACUGUUCAGAAAGUCCAAGGUCUCAAGCAAAAAUGAACCUUGGUGUCACAAUACUGGCCUCAAGAUUUGCUGCAAACACAAGGAGAGGAGCUCAAAAGAUUAAGGACGCUGAGAUGCCAAUGCUACGGAAGCCUGAUGAACCUGACUUUUUUGCUGAAGAUGAAUAGUGCUUGAAUUUAGCAAGAGCUAUUUAGCAUUUAGCUUUCCCUGCCAAUGGUGCGGCCGAAACUGUUUCAGCGAGCCAGAAAACAAUUUGAUGGCUCUGGAAUGCAAUAUCUUCCGCAAAUGAACUUAAGCUAACAGUUUAAACAUCCUUUCAUUUCAUGAGAGGAGGGGAAGAGGGAGAGGGAGAGGGAGGGGGAAUAUGGGGAGGGGUUUUAUUGUACCCAACAACCCGUGAUAUAGCCCAGUCAUCACCAAAAAGAAAAUGAUGAUUGCGCUGCUACCUCUUUUUUGUGAGACCACCGAAUGCCAUAGACUAUUGAUAUGUUAGCUUUAUGCUUCAAGAAAGCUUUAGUAUUUUUACAUA